Striga asiatica is the source of this 1202-nucleotide messenger RNA. The record is from the annotation of a GenBank genome assembly. NCBI's taxonomy places the organism in Eukaryota, Viridiplantae, Streptophyta, Magnoliopsida, Lamiales, Orobanchaceae.
CCAGGAUAGUUUUAUGAAAUAAGAUUUUUUCCGCCACGUGUAAGCUCAAAAUCCACACACCCAUUUUAACCGUCACAAGCCAGCGACGGGCGCAAGUUCCAACCGUUGCUCUCCUGCCAUGGCGGCUCCUCUCUCCGCAACGACGCCGUACGGCGUCGCUUCAGCAAAUGUGAAAGCUCACAUCCACCUCUCAUACGACCUCGUGUGCUCGAAGCCGUCGUUGAAUCUCCAUCACUGCCCUAAAUUUCAGCUUACCCAUUUUCCCCAAGCCAAAUUUUCCUUGAAAUGUAAUUUACGGGUACAGACACCUCCAUCCGCCAUCUCCGGUGCUCCAGGUGCCGAGAGUUCAGCCGGAACUGAGGAUACCACGUACUCGCUGGAUAACGCGCAAGUGGUUGACUUGAAUGGAAAUGGAAUUCCAAUAUCUGAUUUGUGGAAAGAUAGGAAAGCUGUGGUUGCAUUUGCCCGUCAUUUUGGAUGCGUACUAUGCCGAAAACGAGCUGAUUACCUUGCAGCUGAGAAGGAUAAGAUGGAUGCUGCUGGGGUGGCGCUUGUUUUAAUUGGGCCCGGUAGUGUUGAUCAGGCAAAGAAAUUCUUCGAACAGACAAAAUUUAAAGGAGAGAUAUAUGCGGACCCUAGCUAUGCGUCAUAUAAGGCACUGAAUUUUGUAUCUGGUGUUACCACCACAGUUACUGCCGGGGCUGGCUUGAAGAUAAUUGAGGCAUAUGUUGAAGGAUAUCGGCAAGACUGGGCGCUAUCUUUUGAGAAGGAUACCCGGACAAGAGGUGGCUGGACAAAGAAGCAGGUGACGACCCAGAUGUACAAGAUAUCUUGAAGGCUUGCUGUUUGCAAGGUAAAUGAAAAGCAGUCUCGAGGUUUUGUAUAAUUUCCUGUUGUAUAUAUAUGUCGGUAUAUAUAAACGUAUAUACACAACAUAUCGAAACUUGUGGAUCUUGCAUUUGUAACUGGUUAGUUGAAUAAAAUGUAAUAUUCAGCUGCAACCAAAGUCUAGUUAAGCUUUGUGUGAGGCAUGUUACUAUGGGAUAUGUUCUAUAUGAGGUGCCAACUUUGUUUAAUAAAUUUUGGAACUUUUAAAAGCUAUGAAUAAUUAGUGACUUUACAAGUAUCCAUAUCUAUAUAUGCAAAAAGAUUUAAUAAAAAUGUGAUAUAUUUUCUGGCCAGUUUGUUUUGUAUGGAAAGGG